This is a messenger RNA of Symbiodinium sp. CCMP2592, 1395 nucleotides long. The record is from the annotation of a GenBank genome assembly. NCBI's taxonomy places the organism in Eukaryota, Dinophyceae, Suessiales, Symbiodiniaceae.
AUGGAAGACGAUGUGAAGGCAAACUUCAAGAAACUCAAGGAGAACACGGACGUACGAAUGAAAGAGUACAAAGUGGACAAGAAGGUGGAUGUGUACGUUGGAAUGCAGGAGGUCAUCAAGCGAUGGGUAAUCUUCUGCCCUCUGGUUGGCGAGCUCUCCGACCCGUCCAUGAGGCCCAGACAUUGGUCGGCUUUGGUGACUCUCUGUGACAAGCAGCUGGAGGUCUCAAAGGAGCUCCUUCUCCGCGACAUGUGGAACAUGGAGCUUCACAAGUUUCCGACAGAGUUGCAAGAGCCGGGCGGUGUUCCCGCGGCAGAGAUGGUUGGUGCGCGAAGACGGAGCAUAGGCCUUCAUGCUUCUGCCUGGCUGUGGCUAUGCAUUCGAUGUGAUGGAGCUGGUCAGAAGCCGACCAGAGAAGCUGUGUCCUUCGACUGCAACCUGACCUUCUCCGAGCCGGUCGGUGGCAUGGUCUGGGGCAUCGCCGUAGAUGAGACUCAUGGUCUGCUCGUCGCGCCAUCACUCGAUUACAUGGUGUAUGUCUGGAACAUGACUUGGGCAGAGCCUGCGCGUUGGGAGCGGCACAUGCUUGACGGGCACAAGGACGAGGUUUGGAGAGUGGCAGUGCUUUCGGAGCCAGAAGUUGGGGACAAGCCCGCGAAGCCGCGCUUCCUCACCGGAUCCUUGGAUGGUACGGUGAAAGUCUGGAGCAAGACUGGCGAGGGAUUUCGGGGCCAGCUGCUCUACAACACGAGCCACAUGGUCACAGCGCUGGCAUCUUCAGCGUGGAUUGCGCACGGCGACAAGAGCGGCCUGAUCGGUGUGUGGUGGCACCCUGGAAAGUGGUAUCGAGCUUUGCAGGCGGACUCUAUCAUGAUCCAGGCCUUGGCCUUCAUGCACAAGAAUCUUUUAGUCGCAGCUUCUGACGAUGGGUGGGUGCGAAUUUGGAAUGUGACGGUAGGUGAGGUGCAGCUCGCGUGGCGUGCCAACAACGGUAGCGUUGUCAGCUUGGCUGUGGAUCAAUCCCUGGCCACAAGUGGCUAUGACCGAAUGGGGAUACGCGAGCCCUGGUCACUCCAGCUCUGGGAUCCAGAGACUUCGCGGCUGCUUUCAGCGACCCGCAAGUUUGGCGUGGUGACCCAUGUUGCGAAUUUUGGCCGUGACCAUCUGGUCUUUGGCGGGCCAGAUCAUCUCUUGUACAUUGUGCUGCUGCCAACUUGGGAAGUGGUCCAAACCUUGAAAGGGCCCGAAGAUGCGGUCCAUGCGCUGCAUACAUUUGAUGGUUUGAUUGCCAGCGGCAGUGCCGAUCGGAUGGUGAGGCUGUGGCGGUGCUAUCGCACAGCUUGCGAUUCUGAUGACUUCACAGGUUUCUGGCAGCGGCGAAAAAUGGAAGAGUGA